Messenger RNA from Apodemus sylvaticus (European woodmouse), 1665 nucleotides. RefSeq names its product solute carrier family 22 member 22-like. The record is from RefSeq and is a predicted model, not a curated record. Gene Ontology annotation, molecular function: transmembrane transporter activity. Gene Ontology annotation, biological process: transmembrane transport. Bases 1 to 1665 code for a protein of 554 amino acids. The transcript is spliced from 10 exons. Lineage: Eukaryota; Metazoa; Chordata; Mammalia; Rodentia; Muridae.
AUGGAUUUUGAUGAAAUUCUACAUCAUGUAGGUGAUAAUGGAAGAUUUCAUAUUUGGCUGAUCGUGUUUCUCAACAUUUUAUCUAUGGUAAAUUCUCCUCAUGAUGUCAUGGAGAAUUUUACAGCAGCCAUCCCUGCUCAUCACUGCAGUAUAAACCUUGACAAUUCAAGAUCUGAAAAUGGUACUGCCAUGAACUUGACUACUGAAGCUUUGAUAAAGAUCUCCAUCCCAAUGGGCCCAAACCAGAAACCUGAGCAAUGCAGACGCUUUAAGCACACCCAGUGGCAAUUCUUAGUUUCUAAUAUAUCAAUUUCUAACAAUACUGAGCUAGAGACUGAGCCGUGCCUAGAUGGAUGGACAUAUGACCACAGUGUUUUUACUUCUACCAUUGUCACUGAGUGGGAUUUAGUAUGCGAUUUCCAGUCAUUCAAGUACUAUGCUCAAGCCACCUCUUUGGCAGGGCAUUUGCUGGCUGGUCCUCUAUGUGGCAUUGUUGCUGACAGGUUUGGAAGGAAGCCAUUGAUGAUGUUUUGUUGCCUAGCCUAUGGGGUUUUGGGGACCUGCUGUGCCUUUGCCCCCAAUUUCUCCUUUUACUGUGUUUUGAGAUUCCUGUUAUCAGCCUCCUCAAGUACUAUUAUCAUCACUUCUCUUACCCUUGUUAUAGAAGAAACACCAGUACAGUGGUAUGCCACAACCAUAGUGCUCAAUGGACUGUGCGCCAGUAUUGGCCUGGGUGGACUUGGGGCACUAGCGUAUGUGAUUUCGGAUUGGCACUUACUCCAACUUAUAUUUGCCUUGACCUACUUCAUCUUUUUUAUGUUUUUCUGCUGGAUGCCAGAAUCAGUCCGGUGGCUUAUGAUCACUGGCAAAACAGAUCAAGCAUGGAAGGAGCUCCAGAGAAUUGCCUCCAUCAAUGGGAAGAAAGACUUUGCACAAAGUCUAUCCAUUGAGGACUUGAAAUCCAAACUUAAGGAAGAUGUAAAUUCAACCGGAAAGCAUUUUAGAAUAAACGACAUCAUUAUUAACCCUAUGAUACGUAAAAUAGUGGUUUGUAAUGCCAUUUUAAUUUUUGCAGAAUUUUUCAGCAUUUUUGGCCUCUUGUUGGAUGUUCAAAUGUUGGGAAAGAAUAUAUUCCUGACCCAGAUUCUCCUAGGAAUGAUAGACAUACCCAGUAAAUCACUCACAUAUUUUACAUUAAAAAAUGCAAGCCGUCGUCCUUUAAUUGCUUUUCUGCUCCUUGCAACUGGAAGUUGUAUUACCAUCAACAUAUUUCUCCCUGAAGAGAUGCACAUCUUGCGCCUUAUUAUUUUCAUUUUGGGAAAAGGAUCUUUUGCAGCUUUCUGUAGUGUAAGCACAGCUUACAGCAAUGAACUCAUGCCAGUGGCACUCAGGACAACUAUAAAUGGUGUUUAUAUAACUGUUGCUCGCUUAGCAGUAGUACUGUCUGCACUAACACUUGUUACUAGAAAGUAUUUUGUGCAUCUUCCCAUGAUUCUCUAUGGAGUCGUACCCAUCGUGAUGACAAUCAACAUCUACUUUCUGCCAGAGACCGUAAAUCGUCCAUUUAUUGACAUUAUCAAGGAUAUGGAGAAAAGGAAAAGAUCGACAAGCAAAAACAUCAGUAAAAAAGAAGUUCAAGACUUCUUGGAAACUACCGAGUGCUAA